Molecule: messenger RNA, 225 nt
Organism: Lasiosphaeria miniovina
Lineage: Eukaryota; Fungi; Ascomycota; Sordariomycetes; Sordariales; Lasiosphaeriaceae
Exons: 4
Coding region: 1-225 (74 amino acids)
Biological process (GO): vacuole fusion, non-autophagic
Molecular function (GO): endopeptidase inhibitor activity
Source: RefSeq, a predicted model, not a curated record
AUGCCUUCCUACAUUGUUACCUGCAAGGACGGCGCCUCCCCUGAAGAUGUUGAGGAUGCAAAGAACAAAGCUAGAGAGCAGGGAGGCACCAUCGGUCACGAGUACUCGCUCAUCAAGGGGUUUCAAGUCACCUUCCCCAAUGAUGUAGUGCAUACUCUCGAUCAGGACGAGAACGUGAAGGCGGUCGAGGCCGAUGGCGAGGUCUCGACGCAGGCGGUAGUUUGA